AUGGAAUUCCAGUCGUCUGAUAAGAAGAAGAGAGAAAUGACAGAAAUCAUCAAAUGUUUUAUAACACACGGAUGGUCCAUCAAUGAUGUUAUCACUUAUUUCUCAUCAUUUGUUGACGACUCGAUUUUUAAUGCUCUGAUGGUUGAGAAAUUCGAUGAUAUUAUUGUGGAUUUGUACAAAAACAAAAACGUAGAAUCGCACGACAUGGGUCUCUAUAUCCUUAUCAACAUAAUAGAAAAUGUGUUUCGAAUUGUGGCGACGAAUAAGGAUGAAAAUCCUCAAAAAUACAAGAACGCAACAAUUUUCUUGUUGUUUGUGGAAACUAUUGUGCAAAUUUGUGAUGAGCGAUCCGACUGA
Messenger RNA from Caenorhabditis angaria, 357 nucleotides. The record is from the annotation of a GenBank genome assembly. NCBI's taxonomy places the organism in Eukaryota, Metazoa, Nematoda, Chromadorea, Rhabditida, Rhabditidae.